This is a messenger RNA of Ornithodoros turicata, 903 nucleotides long. RefSeq lists its product as uncharacterized. The coding region runs from base 1 to 903 and encodes 300 amino acids. The record is from RefSeq and is a predicted model, not a curated record. Gene Ontology annotation, molecular function: aspartic-type endopeptidase activity. Gene Ontology annotation, biological process: proteolysis. Lineage: Eukaryota; Metazoa; Arthropoda; Arachnida; Ixodida; Argasidae. The transcript has a single exon.
AUGGGUCCCCAAGCGGAAGAUGUCUUCCAAACCUUCAAUCUCAGUGACGAACAAACACGGGACUUCGACUACGUCUUGGGAAAGUUUGAAAACUACUUCCUCCCUCGUCGAAAUGUGAUCUAUGAACGAGUCAUCUUUAAUAGCAGGAUUCAGGGGGACUCGGAAUCAGCAGACGACUUCGCUACCGCUCUUUACAAACUCGCAGAAACGUGUGAGUACGCACUCAAGGAUGACCUUAUGCGUGACCGUUUCGUCGUGGGACUACGUGACAAACGACUUUCAGAAAAGUUGCAGCUAGACUCUGCAUUAACGUGGGAAAAGGCUCUCACAACUGCACGACAGAAUGAAGCAGAAAAACAGCAGCAAGCUGAGAUUCACCCAGUUACUGAUAGCACAGAAGUAGGCCACGUAGCUACCAAACGUGUCGGCAGAAGGUCACACCCUGCGCAGAGGGAGCAGCAACAGCAAUCUACACCGGUGAAUGGCAAAAGAACUAUGAUCAAGCAGCGAACUUGCGGUUGGAGUGGGCGAUUACGUCAUCUUAGAAACUCUUGCCCUGCAAGGAACGUCACUUGCAAUAAAUGCCAUAAAGGAGGCCCCUUCGCAGCAGUUUGUCGAUCAGAGAAACGGGCAAGCGCAAUUCAAGGUUUUGUGGGAGUCGCCACAUCAACUUCCUCAUCAAAAUGGGACCUGGACGUUUUGGUCAACGGAAUUUCACUACCGUUCCGCAUCGACACGGGAGCAGACGAGUCUGUGCUGACAGAGACAGUCUUCAACGAACACUUCCCGGGACUAAAGCUUCGUCAAUCACUUCGGACACUGUGUGGCCCCGACGGAAAGCCCUUAAACGUCGUGGGAAUGGCUACCCUACAGCUUAUUUGCAAAAAUUUAUUUAAAAAUUAA